CAGCUGAUAGCUGUCAUCACCAGCUGAUAUUUGUUGUUUUGACAUUUAUUUGUCAUUUAUAAGCUAUUUUAAAAUUUUCAUGAAAAAAUUUCUAGUUGACUAAACAGUAGCUUUAAGAUGAACGAACCUGAUGGAAGUUAUUGGCGUUUUUUACCUUAUCCGGCGUUAAUCAAGAUAUUUAAACAUUUAACUUACAAAGAUUUGAUUGCUGCUGGACAGGUAUGCAAGUCUUGGUAUCAGACAAGUUUAAACGACUUGUUGUGGAAGGAACUGUUCUUCAAGAACUUCUUAGUGGACAAAUCAGUCCCAGUAGUUUCAGGUAAAUCGUGGUAUGGAGAAUUUAAAAGGCUGUGCUACCAUAUACCAGUUGUUCAAACAGAAACUCUACUGGACCAUGGUGAUCAGGUUUUACACGUGAGCUUUUCUCAUAAUGGAAAGUAUUUUGCUACUUGUUCCAAAGAUGGAUAUGUUAUAUUAUGGACUGCAAAAUAUCCUGCCAAAGUCAAAUAUACAAGAAAUAUGAAAUAUUUUAAGUGGAAAUACACGCAGUACUCCCAGUUCAAUGAGUCGGAUACUUUAUUACUAGUAUCGGGAGUUCAUUUUGGUACUACUCACAGUACGUCUGGAGAAAUCGCAGUGUUUAAUUUAGAUCACUUCGAAUUACAAUGUAGAGUAGUAAACAAACCCUACGACAUUUUCGGCACUUGGUACAGCGAUCAGUAUUUGUUGUCCGGAGACCUACAUUGGCUUGCUCAUCUAGUCAGUAGUUCCCACUUGUGGCUCAAUAAGGCUUCGCAGGAAGCGGACUCUGAAUUGGUCCCCAUAACUCACUGUCUUUUUAGAUUUUACAAUAGAAACGCCAGCUCCAUAAGAGCGAUAAUGAUCGCAAAUUGCCUUCCGAAUUCUGAAAACGCUAGUAGUAACAACGGAACUGAGAAUAACGAUGCCAAUUUAGAUGACGAAGGCAGCUCUCUACAACACGGUAAUCCUGUUAGCCAUAAAGAUAUUAAGUGGAUUCCUUGUGACGUGAGAAGAGCUAUGGCUAGUAAUUUCGAAAAGAUGAGGAACACCAAAGACUUCCCGACCCCCAUCUGGUACAAUUCCGAUUACCGCAAAGUCGAAUCGGAGUUAAAUCCAAAUGACGACAGCAACGAUGACGAAGAAAUGAACAUAGAAGAGAAGCCCAAUGAAGACUUCGAAGAUGAUGUCUCCGAGUGUUCCAUCGAAACGGACUCCGAUAGGUUUGUAAAGAAUGAUAAAUAUCUCAUCUUCACAACUGGUUACAAAACUUAUACCCCUCACCAAAUAGGCUUCAAAAGGAUACAACCGUUCAUUUUUCCCAAAACCAUGGAUCCUGGACCAACAUUGAAGGAGAGGUUGAUAUUGUUCGAACAGAGAAAGGAGCAAAUGAGGUCCGGUAGUCCCCCUCCUGAUCCAAACUGGUUGGAUUUCGAGCAAGUCGCAGAUAAGUUCAACAAAGUUGACCAUUUGAUCGACCUUCACGGACAUAUUGUAGGGAUGGGGCUAAGUCCCGACCACAGAUAUCUUUACGUGAACAGUCGUUCAUGGCCCGAAAAUUACGUGAUAAGCAACCCUUUAGAUCCUCCUCCUAUCGCACAGGAAAUCGACAUACACGUGAUAGAUUUGGUGACAUUGCGACAAGUAGGAACUAUGUUGAGAGCUCAUAAAGCUUUCACGCCAAAUAACGAGUGCUUUUUUAUCUUCCUGGACGUUUGCAAUGAGUAUGUAGCAAGUGGAGCGGAAGAUAAACACGGAUAUCUGUGGGAUAGGCACUACGGCGCGUGUUUAGCCAAGUUCCCACAUGUGGAUGUGGUGAACUCGGUCGCUUUUAACCCAAAAGACCCCGAAAUGCUAGUGACGACUUCAGACGAUCACAUGAUUAAAAUUUGGAGGUCACGGGGCAAGGUGAGGGACUUGGGUUUGGAUGAAGCACAGUUUCAAAAGGGAAUAGAACUGAGGAAGGGUAGAAGCUUUGUGAAUAACAGGAGGUUUAGAUAAUAUUACGAGCCACUUGCGUAUGGUCAGAGAAAUAAAUAACACGUUCGCGUUAAGACAGCUAGAGCGAUGUUUUCUCAACUGAAACGUUUUAAAUUUAGAACUGCCAUUUGUUGAUGUGGGAAAUAAGGUUUUCCGUACCGUAUUCUAAUAGCGGACUUGUUGAGAAGGGUGAACUUUGUUAAUAUGAAGUUCAUAUUUUUCGAAGUUUUUUUAUUUAUUUGCGUGUGUGUGCGUGUGCAAUAUAAGUAUAUUUUUUAAUAUUAAUAUAAUAAAGAUCCUCAUUUAAUUUUGAGCAAUGCCUAUUCAUUUCGUUGCUUUGCAACAAGCUACAAAUACAAUAUCAAUAAAUAUUUGGAGUUACAAUACCUAUUGCAUAUUUUAUUUUUUACUAGCAAUUUCUCUGAAUUUUAUAAAUCAUGUUUUGAUCUUGUCUUCCUUUUCAGACAUUUAAGGAAAUCGAAGAUACGAUGACACUUUAUAUUUAUUUUGAAAAGCUCUUUCGGGCUGGGUCAAUUUCAACUAGAGAUGGACACUUUUCGGAAAAGUGUGUUACGGACAUGUUGAUGAAAUGUCCGGACAUGUCGGAAAAAUUACUUCUGAAUUUGAUAAGGCACUUAAGAGUGACGUCAUGUUUUCAUAGGUCACUGCUUGAGGGAACACAAAAGAAAAUAUGACUUUUAUUUUAAUGAAUAUAUUUUACUUAUUACCUACCUUUAGACUUUUUUUAUAAACUGGUUUCUAAUUUUCCCCGGACAGCCAAUACACUUAUUUAAAUGUUUUUCCAUCCUACUGGAAUUCAUAAAAAUUGUUUUUGA
Messenger RNA from Anoplophora glabripennis (Asian longhorned beetle), 2834 nucleotides. It is a transcript of the gene Fbw5, whose product is annotated as F-box/WD repeat-containing protein 5. Lineage: Eukaryota; Metazoa; Arthropoda; Insecta; Coleoptera; Cerambycidae. The coding region runs from base 118 to 2019 and encodes 633 amino acids. The transcript has 8 exons. The record is from RefSeq and is a predicted model, not a curated record. Gene Ontology annotation, molecular function: protein binding. Gene Ontology annotation, cellular component: Cul4-RING E3 ubiquitin ligase complex; SCF ubiquitin ligase complex. Gene Ontology annotation, biological process: protein ubiquitination.